Hevea brasiliensis (rubber tree) is the source of this 2224-nucleotide messenger RNA. RefSeq lists its product as uncharacterized. The record is from RefSeq and is a predicted model, not a curated record. The transcript is spliced from 4 exons. Bases 53 to 1885 code for a protein of 610 amino acids. Lineage: Eukaryota; Viridiplantae; Streptophyta; Magnoliopsida; Malpighiales; Euphorbiaceae.
ACCAUCAAGUGUUGUGGAUCUGAAAAGACUUGAGAUAUGCAAUUGUAAGAUAAUGGAAGAAGUAAUGGUGAGGGAAGGAUUGGAAGAAGAAAUAGUGACAAAGAUGUUGCUCCAUCAACUAGAGUCCCUGAAGCUUAAAGAUCUUCCAAAACUCACACGAUUCUGCACUAGUACUUUAGUUGAAUGCCCUGCCUUGAAAGAGCUGUGCAUACAAAACUGUCCUCAAAUGACCACAUUUGUCUCCAAUUAUGCAACUUCAAACAUGGCAUCCGGCAGUGGACUUGAAAUUAUAAGUCCUACUCUCUUUGAUGAAGAGGUUGCAUUCCCCAACUUGGAGCAAAUGCAAAUUCUCAACAUGGAUAAUUUGAAGAUGAUAUGGCACAAUGAACUCCAUUCAGAUUCCUUUUGCAAAAUGAAAGUACUUGACGUGAAAUACUGCGAAGAACUACUUAAAAUUUUUCCAUCCAUGUUGCUGAGAGACCUCCAGAAUCUUGGGGAUUUGGUCAUAUGGAAUUGUAUUUCACUGAAAGAGGCGUUUGAUUUGCAAGAGCUGAUUAAAAUGAAAGAAACAGUGGCCAUUCAAUUGAGAACUCUGUACAUUGCAAAUCUCCCAAAUUUGAAGCAUGUAUGGAAUGAAGAUCCUCUGGGACUUGUGUUGUUUCAUAACCUAAGUUCAGUGUAUGUUAUGGAUUGUCCAAAUCUAAAAUUUAUUUUCCCAGCUUCAAUAGCUAAAAAUCUGCCACAACUCGAAACCCUGCAUAUAAGAAGUUGUGGGGUGGAGGAAAUUGUUGCUCAGGACCAAGGAUUAGGAGCAACUUCUGAAUUUGUUUUUCCUUGCUUAAAGUUCUUGACUUUUGGGGAAUUAUAUGAGCUCAAGUGCUUCUACCCAGGAAUACACACUUUGGAAUCUCCAAUGCUAAAGAGCUUAGCGGUGAAUCAUUGUGAGGAAGUAAACAUUUUUUGUUCAGAAUAUGAGAACUUGGUAGAAACAAAUAAAGAGUGUCAACUCAUGACUCAAGUUCUGCAACCACUUUUCUCGUUUAGAAAGAUUGUCCCCAACUUGGAGCAGUUAACACUGACAAGAAAAGAUGUGACAAUAAUAUGGCAAAACCAGUUCCCAGCAGACCUCUUUCGGAAUCUCAAAGUCGUUGAGAUUCAUUGCUUUCAUGAUGAAUCUGAAGUUUUUCCCUUUCAUCUCCUUGAAAGAUUUCGGUGUAUGGAAAAACUUGUAGUGGCUUGUAGUCAAUUCAAAGAGUUGUUUUCUUAUGAAGGUUCUAUUGGUAAGGAAAAAUAUGCUGAGAUUCUUAGACAGAUACGGCACUUAGAAUUGCUUAAGCUUCCUGAUUUGACGGAUAAAUGGAACCAAGACUCCCAGUUGGACUAUGUUCUUCAGCCUCUGGAAGAUCUUGUGGUUUUGGAGUGUAACAGUUUGAUUACUUUAGCACCAUCCUCUGCUUCUUUCCAAAAUUUGACAACUUUGGAUGUAUGGAAAUGCAAUGGAUUAGUUGGUUUGUUAACAUCCUCAACAGCAAAAAGUCUGGUGCGGCUCACAAUAAUGAUUAUUAAAGAAUGUGAUGGGUUGAAGGCAGUAGUUGCAAAUGAGGGAGAAGAAUCGAAAGAGGAUAUCAUCUUUAGCAAAUUAGAAAGUUUGGAAUUUGAUUGUUUGCCAAGCCUCAUCAGUUUUUGCUCAGCGGAUCACAGCUUCAAAUUCCCCUCUUUGACAGAAGUAAUUGUGAAGCAAUGCCCUAAGAUGCAGGUUUUCUCAAAAGGAGUCUUAAGCACACCAAGGCUGCUAGGAGUAGAAAAAGAUAAUCAGUGGCACUGGAAUGGCAAUCUGAAUGCCGCUGUACAACAAUUAUUUGCAGAAACCGUAUGUGCUUGUUAAUCAAAUUCCAGUUCUCCUAAACCAUAGAAUAGAUACAGAUUAAAGUUUGAAAUCAUAAUAGGUACAAGAUGACCAAUUGGAUUAGAAUGGAAUACUGAGGCCUUGGUACAAUUGUUUGCAGAAAUGAAUGCCAUGGAACAUUGACCCAUCCAUUAUGUGCUCAAGCUGAAAUAAGGCCAACGCUGGCUCUUUGUAGGUGAUGCCAGCCACAAAAUAUCCAUAUUCCUUCAAUCAAAUGCAGGUUGUUAAAGGGCUUUUUCAUUCUCAUUGUGAUCACUUGAAUUCAGAUAAUUGUGUUCAAUAUACAUGAAUACAUUAAUUAAUUAUAUUUUGUUUCAA